Pleurotus ostreatus (oyster mushroom) is the source of this 1332-nucleotide messenger RNA. RefSeq names its product kinetochore-associated Ndc80 complex subunit nuf2 (gene NUF2). Gene Ontology annotation, cellular component: Ndc80 complex; kinetochore. Gene Ontology annotation, biological process: meiotic chromosome segregation; mitotic spindle organization; attachment of mitotic spindle microtubules to kinetochore. Bases 1 to 1332 code for a protein of 443 amino acids. The record is from RefSeq and is a predicted model, not a curated record. The transcript is spliced from 9 exons. Lineage: Eukaryota; Fungi; Basidiomycota; Agaricomycetes; Agaricales; Pleurotaceae. Gene Ontology annotation, molecular function: protein-containing complex binding.
AUGGCGAAGGGAAUAUUUCCGCAGAUGAGUAUACCGGAUAUUAUUGCCGCUCUUUCCAGCUGGGGUCUCUCCGUCAGUCAGGAACAGCUCCUGCGACCUACAGCUGAGUUUGUUGAAGGCAUCUACUACGCUUUCCUCCAACUCGUUACCGGCCUCAACCACGACAUACUGCGAGAACCCGUUCAGAACGCGUUAUCCGUUGUCGGAGAGACGGAUCUCUAUGUCUCUGCUGUUACCCACAACGCGCUCCUCUACCAUAUGUCACGAUUUGCGCAAUCUGCUCGUGUCGAAGAUUUCAGCGCGAAGGACUUGUGUCAGCCAGAGCGGGACCGUACCCUAGUUCUUCUUUCCGCAUUCAUCAACUUCAUCAAGUUCACAGAACAAUGGUGCAACCCCUUUAUCAAGGAGCUGCGCGAUGGUUCACAGAAGAUAACGGAGGAACGCCAAAUUGUCGCGCGUGAGUUGGUUGACAUACAAGCAAAGGUUUCUAUAUUGAAAGCCAAAAUUGCAGACGAUGAACCCAGAUGCGAACAGCUGCGAAAAGAGAAUGCCGCCCUCCGCGCGAGAAUGAUAGCAACCAAAGAAAUGCAGACUGCUGCCGUCCAAGAGGUAGAGAAACUCAAAGCAGAGAAGACAACCCUCAUCAAACGCAAAGAAGCUUUGAAUAACGAGGUAUCAACAGUAUCAGAAUCUAUUUCUCGGACCCGGUCGCGAAUCGUGCAAUCCCCUGAACGCAUCAAACGUACCAUCGUCGUGAUGGGUUCCACGGCCCAAGAGGAUCGCAGAACAGCCUCGAUGCUUGAAGCCAAAGUCCGGGACCUUCAAACUAAAAUCAAUGCCCUCCUAAACAUAGAAAAGGAUCUGCGCGGAUGUGUCGAACAACUACAAAUCAUCGAGAAGGAGGUCGGGUCUCUCGAAGAAUCUCAGAAGGAGUUGGCCGACCUGAAAGACCAUCUUGAGUCGAAACAUAUCGAGCGGAACGAGCUUACCCUGAAGCAAGAGCGCGUCGAGAAGCAACUAUCAAACGCACGCGAGAAGCUUGAGCGUGCCCAGAGAUAUACGGAGGAUAAAAAGCACACGAGCCAAAAGACGAUCGACCGUCUCCAGCGAGAAUACGACGAAAUGGCGAUCGAGCGACGUGAUAACGAUCGCCAAGUGGAGGAAUACCGAGGAGAGGCCGACAACUUGGAGCUUAAGAUGGCAGAGCACCUGAAAGCUAGCCAGGCCGAACUGCAAGAAUUGUUGACCGAAUACUGGAAGCUGAGGCACGAAACAGACGUGUACAUGGAAACUCUCGCGAACAAGUUGAAUAUGACGAUCUCUGACACAUGA